GAUACAAAUAUGACUCCUUCGAAGCACAAGUCGGAACGGGCCGAACUGGGAAAAAAAGAAAAAAGUUUGUUUAUCUUAACCUACGGUACGGUCAAAUCUGAAACGCUUCGAUUAUCAAAAUCGCUCCUCUUCUUAUUUUUAAAUAAUUUAUUUUAAUUCUAUUGUUGUUUUGAUAAACUAAUCUUCUUACAUAACAAAUAGGAAUCGUGCCAAGCCAUAGCAAUGAAGGUUGUGGGUCUAAUUAGUGGUGGCAAAGACAGUUGUUAUAAUUUAAUGCAAUGUGUGGCCGCAGGACACGAAAUCGUCGCUUUGGCAAAUUUAAUGCCACAAAGUAAAACCGAAAUAGAUAGCUACAUGUAUCAAAGUGUAGGCCACGAAGCAAUUGAUCUAAUCGCGGAAGCAAUGCAACUGCCUCUCUAUCGAAAGGAAAUUACUGGUGACUCCAAAAGUGUUGGCAUAAACUAUUCGUACACUAGCGAUGAUGAAGUGGAGGACUUGUUUGAACUUCUUCAGAAUGUAAAGGACGAUAUGCCGAUUGAAGGUGUUUCAGUUGGUGCCAUCUUGUCGGAUUAUCAAAGAAAUCGUGUCGAGAACGUUUGCUCGAGAUUGCAGUUGACACCCUUAGCGUAUUUGUGGCAGAGGAACCAACAGGAAUUACUGUGCGAAAUGAUCAAAUGCGAAGUGGACGCAAUCGUUAUUAAAGUCGCAGCUUUGGGUUUGGAACCGUCUCGUCAUCUGGGGAGAUCGCUAAGAUUGUUAGAACCUCAUUUGAUGGCCAUGCACGAUAAAUAUGGUCUUAAUGUGUGUGGUGAGGGAGGAGAGUAUGAGACUUUGGUUUUGGAUUGCCCGCUGUUUGGAAGUCGAAUUGUUAUUGAGGCAUCAGAAGUCAUUUUACACUCCGCCAAUCCUAUUGCGCCUGUGGGAUUUUUGAAGUUAAACAAACUAAAGCUCGAACCGAAACUACCUCAAUUAAAUUUCUAUAGUAGAUUAAAAAAUGUUCCGUUAUCGGACAGCGACGGAUACAUUACAGAUCACGGCGAGGAAGCGACCGAAUUUGUUGAUGACAACACUAGCUCUGCUGACGAGACCGUAGCACAUACAGUAACCAUAAAAACGGUCAGUUGCUGUCCCGAACUCAAUGCUGUAAGCAAUGACGGAUGGUUGUGGAUCAGCGGAUUAUGUGGUAACAGUGCAAGUUGUGAGGAAGCAUUGAAAAUGGCGCUUGAGAAAUUAAAGUCUACCCUGUCGACCUAUGGUCACACUUUGGAAGAUGUGGUAUCGGUUUCGAUGCUCGUUUCCGAUAUGUCCAAAUUUGUUGAACUGAAUAAAUUGUAUGUCGACGUCAUCAAACAUGUGAAUCCGCCUACUAGAGCGUGCGUUGAAGUGCCUUUGCCAAAAAACUGCCCCGUUAUUUUGGAAGUGGUGUCUUGGAGUCUGCCAGAUGAUGCAAUUGAGAGAGAUCCACCAAUCGAAAGGCAUACAAUGCAUAUUCAAAGUAUUUCUCAUUGGGCACCCGCAAAUAUAGGUCCAUACAGUCAAGCAAUUCGAGUGGGGGAGUUUGUAUAUAUUGCAGGACAGAUCGGUUUAGUUCCAGGAAGUAUGCAGUUAGUGAGAGGUGGUGUUAAGUCACAGUGCCAGUUAGCGAUUAGGCAUGUUGGACGAAUCAUCAGUGGUAUCGACUCAAACACGAAUCUUCGUGAUGUUGUGCAGGCGGUUUGCUACGUCACCAAUAUUCAAGUAAUAAACAACGUGAGAAAACUGUGGGAAGCUACAACGAACAAUGCAAUAGUAAAUUAUGUAGUCGUAUCAGGUCUUCCUAAAAAUGCGUUGGUUGAAUGGCACGUGUGGGUCCAUAGGCACAAUAGUAGCUUCGAGUAUGAAGAAACCGGAAAGUGCGUUAACGAUUGGUCAAUUUCAAUCUACAGGCGAUGGAAUUAUGAAAAUAAUAUUUCGGCGGUUGUGUGUCACGUUGAUUGUCCGCAAGAUGAGACCGAUACGGUUCCGAUUGAAGUGUACCAGGAAACAUUCAGAUAUGUCAUACAGAAGCUGCAACUCGGUCACGAGGGCGAUAGCACAUCUAUAUGCAAUUUGAAAAUAUUUUACAAUGUUCAGAAGGCCAUAUCACUGACUGAUGUAAUUGACUGUAUUAAUGAAUUUGAAGAAUCGAUUACAGUAAUUUAUUUAUUAGUGCCUGUUGUGGGCUUAUAUAGUGAACAAACUUUUUUGUCAAUUUGCGGAGUUAGAAAGCAGUAAUUCUCUCAGGUAAUUAUUAUUGAAAUUGUACUGUUUGGGUAUGUACUAGAUGUGAAACAUCUCCUCGUCUUUGUAGUUAAUACAACCAUCAGUGCUAGAGAACUCAACAUCAUACAAGUAUGUGUUCAUUUGUUUUUGAAAAUUAUGAUACUCACUGCUAGGGUUUUUGUCUCUGCCAAUCUAGUGACAGCCCAUACCAACCAAGUGCUGAGUUCUGGCAAGCUACAUUUGUUUUCUAAACUAUAAUACUAGUGGUAACUUGUAAAGUUAAUUAUCAUGCUCUCUUCUAUUUAAACUGUUAACAAAAAUGUCUUUGUAAAGGCAGAUUAAAUACUUGAUUUGGAAGGUAACGUGUAACCUCAAAAUCUAUAUUUUGUUGGUACUAUCCAGUACUACGUCUUGUUAGUUUCAUAAUGUUCAAAAUAACGAAUACAUACUUCUAUAGCGUUGGAUCUCUAAUAUAACUAUUAUUUGUAUUAUCAGUAAUUUGUUUUCUUAAAAGUCACAACUGCUGGUAAUCUGGAAUUUUAUUGUAUAAACUAUCUUUUUUUUAGGUUGACAAUUUAAUUAGUUACCUACAUCUUAAUUUUUGUUGAUCUGCGAAAUGGAUGCAAUUUUCAUAAACGCCUUAAGGACGAUCUUAAGCUGCAAAUAUUUUGUGGCAUCUCAGACAAAUGUUACAUUGUUAAUUGUUUAACUUUUAAGGCCAGUUAUACAUAUAUGUAUUUGUUAUCAUUAAUUAUUGUUUUUAUAUUUUACAGAAAUAUAUUAAUUCUUAAGGUGGCAA
This is a messenger RNA of Photinus pyralis (common eastern firefly), 3040 nucleotides long. RefSeq names its product diphthine--ammonia ligase. The record is from RefSeq and is a predicted model, not a curated record. NCBI's taxonomy places the organism in Eukaryota, Metazoa, Arthropoda, Insecta, Coleoptera, Lampyridae. The coding region runs from base 223 to 2253 and encodes 676 amino acids. Gene Ontology annotation, molecular function: diphthine-ammonia ligase activity. Gene Ontology annotation, biological process: protein histidyl modification to diphthamide. The transcript has 8 exons.